GGAGCUGCGGGGGCUGGGCUAGCGCUGCGUGCGGGGUCAGCUGUGGAGGGCGUGGGAACCUUCGCCACCGGGAGCUGGCCCAGCUCCGGCGUCUUGACUGCCGGUCUUUGAAUGGGGAGUCUUCGCUGGUGACUGUCGCUUCAGCCCUCCUGGUGUGGCCGCGAGUCGGAUUCUUAGGAGUGCGGUUUCUGGUCCGGGUCCUUUGGUUGCUCUGCUGUGCUCCGUCACCUCCUAAAGAUGCAUCCUGACUUAUCUCCACACUUGCACACUGAAGAAUGCAACGUCUUGAUUAACUUGCUUAAGGAAUGUCACAAAAAUCACAGCAUUCUGAAAUUUUUUGGUCAUUGCAAUGAUCUCGAUCGGGAGAUGAGAAAAUGCUUGAAGAAUGAGUACAUGGAAAAGAGGACCAAGAGCAGGGAGCAUGGCAAUGCGAUGCGAAAAAGACUUUUUAAUCCUGCAGAGGAAUCUGAAAAAUAAAUUAGAGGCACACCUCGUUUUAUUGUGCUUCGUUUUAUUGAGCUUCGCAGAUAAUGCAUUUUUUUCAAAUUGAAGGUUUGUGGCAACCCUGCGUGGAGCAAGUCUGUUGGUGCCAUUUUCCCAACAUCAUUUCUCACCUCGUGUCUCUGUAUCACAUUUUGGUAAUUCUCACAAUAUUUCACACUUUAUAAUUACUAUCCUAUUUCUUACGGUAAUCUGUGAUGUUACUGUUAUAAUUAUUUUGGGGUGCCACGAAGCAUGCCUGUAUAAGACAGUGAACUUAAUCGAUGUUGUGUGUAUUCUGACUGCUCACCAACCAGCCAUUCCCUCGUCUCUCCCUGUCCUUGGGCCUUCCUGUCCCCUGAGAGGCAACAUAUUGAAAUUAGGCCAGUUAGUAAUCCUACAAUGGCCUCUCAGUGUUCAAGUGAAAGGAAGAGUCCCCCAUCUCUCACUCUAAGUCAAAAGCUAGAAGUGAUUAAGCUCAGUGAGAAAGGCAUGUUGAAAGCCGAGAUAGGCUGGAGCCAGGCCUCUUGCACCAGUUAGCCAAGUUGUGAAUGCAAAGGGAAAGUUCUUGAAGGAAAUUAAAAGUGCUGAAUGUGUGUGCCAGUGAACACACAAAUGUUAAGAGAGCGAAACAGCCUUGUUUCGAAAAUUGGUCUGGACGGAAGAUCAAACAUCCCCUUAAGCCAAAGCUUAAUCUAGAGCAAAGUCCUAACUCUUCAAUUCUGUGAGGGGUAAGAGGUGAGGAAGCUGCAGAUGAAAAGUUUGGAGCUUGAAGACAUUGGUUUGUGAGGUUUAAAGGAAAGAAACCAUCUCUAUAACCUAAAAGUGCAUGGUGAAGCAGCCAAGGGCUGAUGUAGAAGCUGCAUCAACAUCGAGACAAGACCCUCCACUGGCAAAAAGAUUAUGACUUGCUGAAAGCUCAGAUGAUAUGGUUAGCACUUUUUAGCAAUAAAAUAUUUUUAAAUUAAGGCAUGUAUGUUGUUCUUUAACAUAAUGCUAUUAUACACUUAAUAGACUACAAUAUUGUGUAAGCAUAACUUUUAUAUGUGUUGAGAAACCAAAAAAUUGAUUUGACUUGCUUUGUUGUGAUAUUUGCUUUAUCUUGGUGGUCUGGAACGAAACCUCUGGUAUCUCUGAGGUUUGCCUGUAUACUUUCCUGGAUGCCUUGGCUGAGAGAAGACCUAAAGACUCUUGGUUAAUAACCAAAAGAAUCUUACCUCAUUUUGUCUCCAGAAUCCUUUGAAUGGAAAGUGACCCAUGGAGAAAUAUGGAAACCCUGAUGCUGAAUAUUUUUGGGGUGGAACCUUAGGUACUCUCUCUUGUCUGCCAAUAUACCUGACUUCCAACACGUUUCUUCCCUUGGCCAACAAUCAGUUAACAUUUGCAUAACUUAUCUCCUUCAAUAAAAUAAUUGACUUUAAUGAUA
Molecule: messenger RNA, 1906 nt
Organism: Zalophus californianus (California sea lion)
Lineage: Eukaryota; Metazoa; Chordata; Mammalia; Carnivora; Otariidae
Gene: CMC2
Product: C-X9-C motif containing 2
Exons: 5
Coding region: 238-477 (79 amino acids)
Cellular component (GO): mitochondrion
Source: RefSeq, a predicted model, not a curated record